AUGGUGGUGAACUCAUUCCGCGGUGCAUCCGAUUCGACGCCACGAGCCGCCGCCGACCGGAGUCAGCUGACGAGCCGCUGGAACAUGGCGUACGGCGGUGAACCGACGAUCCCUCUCGGGCCGGGCUACGGACCGUUCGACGGAGGUCCUCCGAUGGGGGCGCUCUACCACUCCGUGCACCACCCGCUGGUGGCCGCGGCUGACGGUUCGCCGGGAUACGGCACAAAGUUCAGCUCGGGUGCCGGUGCCGAGUCCUACGGUGGCAGCAGUGGCCCCGGCGGCUACGACUAUCACUCCCCACCGGUAGGCCCCUCAGGUCCGCACAUCAUACACCACCCCCUGCCACCGGCGCCACCACCCUUUCUAUCAACACCCUCGUUUGGGAAGCCGGGCAGCCGGCGCAAGGGAGCGGCCCUGUCCGCGCUGACACUGCUGGCGUUCCUGUACUUCCUCAACCUGCUCCAGAACUGCCUGAAGGAGCACAUGGUCACCAUGAACCCGACGGUGAUGGUGAUGACCUCGGGUGCCACUCGCCGGAAGGACAUCAGCUCGGAAGGGGACCGCAGCUCGGAACAGGAGGAUCCCCGAGCCGGAAGCGACGAAGCCGCGCUGGUGGACGAGUACGAGGCACUGACCGGCCACUACGAGCUUCUGACGUCCUCGAACCGCUCGCCCAAUCCGUACCUCCGGCGGUCAACGGAGGCGCCUUACAAGAAACCGGAAACACCUGUCCGGCAUCCUGCCCCACAGUGGUACGGACCGGACCACGCCGGAAGCGAUUGGCAGCGGUAGAGCGGCGUGCGGGUUCUUCAAUCCCCGGCAAUCCGGCCGAAAGUUAAGCAUAAUAAAUAAACAUUGGCAAAGUGCGCGAAGUGAGUACCGAGUCCUGACCACGAAAGUUCCACUUCUUCGGCCGAACGCGGAACGCGGUGGCGUUAGGAAGCAAUGUCCGGCCGGCCCAAAAGCGGAAGCACGGCGUG
This is a messenger RNA of Anopheles bellator, 980 nucleotides long. RefSeq lists its product as uncharacterized. Lineage: Eukaryota; Metazoa; Arthropoda; Insecta; Diptera; Culicidae. The coding region runs from base 1 to 792 and encodes 263 amino acids. The transcript has a single exon. The record is from RefSeq and is a predicted model, not a curated record.